UUCAACUUCAACCGUGACCUCAAAAGGACUCGAGUCAUACCCCUAUCGUCCUCGCUUACCUCCCUCUUGACAACCACCAUGCCUACGACAGUAGAUGUCACCCCUUUCCUCUCUGAACGUUCCAAGCGGUGGAAGCCUAGCGGAAUACGCGGACUCUUCCCGCUUGAAAAGCGGCCUGGAAUGAUUUCCUUGCUUGCUGGCAAGCCUUCCCCCGAAACAUUCCCCUUCGAGGCAAUCACCUUGAAGGUCAAGCCCGUCGGAAACGAACCGCCCCUCGAGCUCAUACUCGACGGAAAAGACCUCGAGGAAGCCCUACAGUAUGGCGCAACCUCCGGGCUGCCGCGCCUCGUGAAGUGGUUAGAAGACUUCCAAUGCAGGGUGCACGGUCGCUCCAUGGACGAGGGCUGGAGAGUGUCCAUCGGCUCUGGCAGCCAGGACCUUAUGCACAAGACGUUCCAAAAUCUCAUCAACGAAGGCGACAACAUGCUAGUGGAGACGCCUGUAUACGCGGGAACCCUUGGCAUCCUGAACGUCGAGCCUUGCACUCUAAUUGAGUGCCCGACGGAUACACAAGGUCUUAACCCUGAGGCGCUUGAGAAAAUUCUGUCGAACUGGGAGACCGAGCGCCCGGGCCAAAGGUUCCCGAGGCUGCUUUACACCAUUCCCACUGGCAGCAACCCGACUGGCGCCUCGAUUCCCCAAUCGCGCAAGGUCGAAGUGCUGAAGCUCGCCAAGAAGUACAACUUCCUUAUUCUCGAGGAUGAUGCAUACGCAUUCGUUCAUUACGGCGAGAAGGGUAGCAAGGCGAAGAGUUACUUCGCCUUGGAAAAGGAGGUGAAUGAUGAGGUCGGGCGGGUCGUUCGCUUCGACUCCUUUAGCAAGGUAUUGAGCAGCGGCAUGCGCAUCGGCUUCCUCUCCGCUGCAAAGGAGAUCUGCGACAAAGUCGACCUCAUCACCUCGAACACCAACCUCCAAACCGCUUCCACCACCCAAGCCAUGGUCUACAAGCUCCUCGAGCAUUGGGGCCAGGACGGCUUCAUCGCCCACGUCGGCCGCGUCGCCGAGUACUACCGCGAUAAGCGCGACCUCUUCGAGGCCGCUGCGAAGAAGUACCUAACCGGCGUGGCGAGGUGGAAUAGCCCGGUCGCGGGGAUGUUCGUGUACAUUGAGCUCCUUUACGAACGCGACAUCGACUCCUACGCCGUCAUCCUCGAGAAGGCGGUCGAACGCGGCUUCCUCGCCGUACCUGGCAUCUCUUUUAUGCCCGCAGGAGGACCGACAAACCACGUCCGAAUUAGCUUCAGCUUGACCAACGGACCGGAGGCGGAGGAGGCGUGCAAGCGGUUGCGCGAUACGAUCCUGGAGGUCCGGGGCGACAAGCCUGCCGCCUGAUCCGAGCCUGCCAUAGAUCUACCACCAAAAUCGACCUUAUACUACCACACAUAUUCUCGGAAAACAUAGCUAAUCCUGCUUGGAUGACAUGUACUAGUCUUACCGCUCGUCGCCGAAGUCAAACGAUACAGUGAAUACGAACCGUGACAUCACAC
Schizophyllum commune H4-8 is the source of this 1547-nucleotide messenger RNA. RefSeq names its product PLP-dependent transferase. Gene Ontology annotation, molecular function: pyridoxal phosphate binding; transaminase activity. NCBI's taxonomy places the organism in Eukaryota, Fungi, Basidiomycota, Agaricomycetes, Agaricales, Schizophyllaceae. The coding region runs from base 79 to 1392 and encodes 437 amino acids. The transcript has 12 exons. The record is from RefSeq and is a predicted model, not a curated record. Gene Ontology annotation, biological process: biosynthetic process.